GUGUCUAAUCCUGAGCGGAAACGAGGAUGUUGGAGGGGUGAAAAAACGUGAAAUUUGUUUUAAAAGCUGAGUUUAUUGCUUCCGACAGCAUCGAGGCUACUGUGUUUCGCAAUGCUUAUGAGAAAUCAACUGAUGUAAUUUAUAGUUUACAUUUUUCGGAUGAUGGCCCAAAUGAAUCGCCUUGCUCAUGAAUAUAACCAACAGAUACCUGGAAAUCCUGAUUCAGAUUACUCUAGUGCAGCAGAAGCUUUGCAGCAGUGUUCGCUUUAUUCUCCUGGGGACUCCUCUUCUUCUCAGCAACAUGCUGCAUCCUCUUCCUCUGAAAAUGCAAAUAUAGCUUCGGAUUAUAAACCUGCUCUACCACCAAAACCGUUUCAAGGCCCUCCAGUUUAUCGUGAACCUCCAACCCCACCUGUACAUGAUGAACCCCUUCAACAUCCAGACAUAUGUAUCAAUUCUGCAACUCCAUCAUCUCAUCAACGACCAAAUGAAAGUAUGGCCUAUUCUCAUCCGCCUAAUUUAAGCGAAAGGCCUGAUCGUCUUGGUUCUAGAACACAUGCUUGGGUACAAGAACAUAAGACAUCCGGAAAACUUGUUGGAGAAAAACUAUCUUCUCUUCAAAGAAAAUUGCGGUCAUUUCUUAGUCAGUCAUCGAGCAAGGAAUUGACUGAACUGGAAAAAACUAGUUCCAUUGAAGAACCCAAAGUUGAAACACGAGAUAACUGGAAUUUUCAAAGUGCUCCAGAGAACAUUCGAAGACCUAGAGGUUUUAGUUCUACUGGCUAUAAUAUGAAUACCUCAUCAGGAAAUGAUCAACUGAGUUACAUAUCUCCAUCUUCUUUUGGGAGCAACAGUGUAGCCUUAUCCAUUCCACAAUCAACAAACCAUGCACAUCAUUAUAAACCAUUUCAGCCGGAGAGACACCCAUUUGCUGCUGCUACAAAUGUUUCUGAGCAAGAAGAUGCUACUGACCCUGACCAAAUGCGUGACACUUGCAAUAAACUGUUUGCGAGAGAACAACGGAUAAGCUGGACAAAUUAUUUAAAUCCAAGGAACUCAUACUCUAAUAACAUAAAGUCCUCCUAUGAUUAUGAUAAGUUAGUGCCAAAAGAAGUGAUCGGGCGACCAUCUCAAGAGAAGAAACCUGAAAUGUCAGCUAAUUGUGAAGCUCUUUAUGGAGGUGUUACACCUUUUCCCAGUUUUGCUAAAGCCCAUGAAACGUCUUCAAAGCAAAUGGAUCACCAGUCUCGAACUGGUGAUGGCUCUUAUUAUGCUAAGAGAGUACAAAACUUUAGUGAGGAAGUGAAUGCAGUCCCUGCAUCUUCUUGUGAGACUAAAGUGCCAAGUGAUGAAACUGAACCAACUUCUGCCGAUGCAUUACCAACCAGUACUACUGAUUGUGGAGAUGUAACUGAUGUAUAUAAAUCUUCUUCAGAAUCAGGUAGAGGUACGAUGCAUAGUAGUAUGCAUGGUUCAAAAAGCGUAGUUUCUCCUCAUAGUAGUGGAGUUAGUGCUGCAAGCAACCUUGAUACAAGUAUUGACUCUGAUCAUAGUGCAAGUGGAGCAAUCUGGGGUCAGAAAAAUCGCAGUUGUCAAGAUAAAAGAUAUUCAGAGGAAUAUCAGGUAAACAAAGUCAAACACAUAUAUGAGACACCAAAUACAUCCAGUACUUGUAGACAGUCAGCUGAAAAGGAAGAACCAGAUGAUGCUUCAAGUGAGAGUUUGUCAGUCACUCCACCUCUGCCACCACUCUCGCCUGCGCCUUCUCCUCCUGUCAGUGUAGAAAAUUCCCCAAAGCUUUCUUCAAAGGCUAAAUAUAAAUUAUCUUUGAGUGCAUCAGCAUUGAAUGGCUGUUAUGGGAAAUCAGGUGAACAUCAACAAAAAAUUUGUGAUUUGCCAUCUAAAAGUUCAUCUGGGAAAAAAUCAGGCGUCAGAAGGACAACUAGCAUUAAUCAGACGACUUGCAGACAUAGAAGUGGUAAAAGUUCGCAGUAUGCCAAAGCUUCAGCUUCAAGCCACCGAUUAGGUAUAGCGCAUAGUAACUGUGCUUCUAGAAAAUGCAAUAGCUCACCUCCAUCUAGGCACCAUUCAAGAACUCAGUUAGCCUACCCUUGUUAUUUGGAUAAUGCUGAUCCAGAACUUACAUCAACUACUACUGGAUUGGAUAUGGAAAGUUUGCUGGACGAUGAUGAUUACAGUAGUGAUCUUAGUGCAACAGCUAGCACAAUGGAACCAAAUGAAGUUGCUAUGAUCAGGAAGCAGCUUGAAGGCUUAGAAACAAUGUAUUCUGAAAUACUUCGUUUGCUUGGUGUAAAGAAUUCUUGUAAAAGCAGUGCAUUUGCAAGCUCAUUAGAUGUUUCACGCCAUUCACGUAGAAAACUCAAUGGCAGCUUAUCAUCUCUAACUGGUCGUAGCUCUACAAGUCGUGGUAAUCACAGUUUUGUAGAUAAGAGGGGCUUUAGCGAAAAAAGGCGAACCAAAGAAUGUAGAACAAGUUCGGCAAGCAAGCGUCUUCAGCGUUUGGAAAGCCAUGUUGUUACGCUAGCUCGAAGUGUUGCUCACCUUUCAUCAGAAAUGAGGACUCAGCAUGUCCUUGUUCAAGAAUUGGAAAAUAUGCGGCAAGAUGUAACUUGGGUUCAAGAACGGUUGCGAUUGAUGCAACUGGCUCAAGGUUGCCAUCCUAGCAAUGCUCCUGGGAAAGGCCAUCAACUUGCGAUGCAUAGGGACUGGGAUAAUUUCCACAAAGAAGUUCUAGAAUUACUUAAUCCGUCCAGAGCAAAGAAACUGACCAAGUUUUUUGGUGAUGAGCCUCCUUUGAUCAGGCAGUUUCUGAAACGACUUGGUUAUGAGAAAUAUGCUGCAAAUUUUGAAAAUGAAAAAAUUGGAAUAAAAGAGCUACCUUAUUUGACCGAAGAUCGUUUGCAAAAAAUGGGUAUUCCAAUGGGACCUCGUAUACGAAUUCUACAAGAAGCACAAACUUGUUGUCCUCAAAAUCAGUAUAAAGUCUAUAUUGUAUGACAUUGAUUAUAUCUUCUGUAAAGCUGUCUCAACUUUUUCUUUGAGAAAGUUUAAGUUCAGCCCAAAAAAUGUUAGUGUAAUUUGUUGUAACAUCUUAAUUCAUAAUACAUGUGUCUUUCAUUAAUUUGUGCUCAAGAUUCUGAAAGUGUGAUCUGGUUAUAAUGCAGAUUAUAUGUGUUCAUCAUUGUAAUGGUUACCUGAUUGUUUUUGGUAAUGUAAUGUAAUCCACGAAUACAUAAAUGAAUUUUAUCAGCAUAAAAAGGUGAAGCUUUGACAUUGUAUAAAUCAUAUCCAAGGAUGCCUUAAUCAUGUUCAAAUAUAUAUGUUUUUGUAUUACAACUGUUUUAUCUUGUACAGGUGGAAAAAAAUACAUGAAUAUUUUUACAGAUCUGUUUUUAAACAUAUCAUUCCGUUUUAUCUUGAAAGAAUGAAAAGAUGAAUCUCACUCAUAAUGUGAAAGCUUUAAUUUCAUUUUGAUAUAUAUCAUUUUGUGUUAUAAAUAUUGUAAGCAAAAUGUGCCUUAUACUUAUUUUUUGUAUUUAUGAAAGAUAAAAAUGCUACUUAAUUUUAAUUGUUAUAAAACAGCUAUAUAAAGAGAUCUGAUGUGUAUUGUGUCACAUGUUAUACCUCAAAGUGGAUUUUUAUAUAUAUUUUUUAAUUUAUAAACUGGAAUAUUUGUGUGAUGUUUUAAACUUUUGUACACACUCUCAUCUGAAGUCAAGUAUUUUACAGUUUUUGUGGAAAACAUAUAUGCAGCUCUAUUUGUGUAUUUGUUUUUUAUUCUGAUGUUUAAUAAAUCUAUUUUCAAUAUCA
This is a messenger RNA of Argiope bruennichi, 3831 nucleotides long. RefSeq lists its product as uncharacterized. Lineage: Eukaryota; Metazoa; Arthropoda; Arachnida; Araneae; Araneidae. The record is from RefSeq and is a predicted model, not a curated record. The transcript is spliced from 15 exons. Gene Ontology annotation, molecular function: protein binding. The coding region runs from base 160 to 3018 and encodes 952 amino acids.